This is a messenger RNA of Momordica charantia (bitter melon), 1442 nucleotides long. It is a transcript of the gene SYP32, whose product is annotated as syntaxin of plants 32. Gene Ontology annotation, cellular component: SNARE complex; Golgi membrane; endomembrane system. The record is from RefSeq and is a predicted model, not a curated record. Gene Ontology annotation, molecular function: SNAP receptor activity; SNARE binding. Gene Ontology annotation, biological process: endoplasmic reticulum to Golgi vesicle-mediated transport; vesicle fusion; intracellular protein transport. NCBI's taxonomy places the organism in Eukaryota, Viridiplantae, Streptophyta, Magnoliopsida, Cucurbitales, Cucurbitaceae.
AACAGUAUCCGGUAAUUUUCUCCAAUUUUUCUGUUCAGCGCCUCUUCUCAGCUUACUUGACUCGGUCCGUUACCGCCAUAUUUAUUUUUUCUUUCCCCAGAUUCCCUCUCGGAUUCAAUCUCCGAUCGGGCUUAAUCAAUCUCUCUCCUUUUGAUCUGCAAUUUGUUUCUUAUUUGCCGGAUUAAGUUCGUCGUCGGGAUACUGGACGCGUUUCUGGCCAUUUGGUGUGCAUGGCGAUUUGGAUCCAGAUCUAGGGUUUUACUUUGAUUUCUGUCUGAAAUUGGCGCGUUCUACCGUUUAUUUCUUCGCUAGAAUUUAUUUUUCAGGCUCGAGGGAUUCGGAUCUUGCGUCUGUGGAGAGUUUGAGGUUGCGGCGUUGAAGAUGGCUGUCAAAACAGCACAAUCAUUUAGAGAUCGGACACAGGAAUUCCAGAACAUAACAGAGAGGCUAAAGAAGUCUUUCCCAUCUGCCACAGGAACAACUGGAGCAAGUGGUGGUUCGAAAUCGGAAGAGCAGCGGUCUGCUGUGGCAAUUCAAUCUGAAUUUAAUAAGAGGGCUUCCAAGAUUGGGUUAGGGAUACACCAGACGUCUCAGAAACUCUCAAAGUUGGCGAAGUUGGCAAAGAGGACUUCAGUUUUUGAUGACCCAACAAUGGAAAUUCAGGAGCUAACUGCACUUAUUAAGCAGGACAUCACAACAUUGAACUCCGCAGUUGUAGAUCUUCAGCUUCUCUGCAACUCUAGGAAUGAAAGUGGAAACAUAUCUAGUGAUACUACUAGUCACUCAACCACUGUGGUAGAUGACCUUAAGAAUCGACUGAUGAGCACCACAAAAGAAUUUAAAGAAGUCCUAACCAUGCGAACAGAAAAUUUGAAGGUUCAUGAGAACAGAAGACAACUAUUUUCUUCUACUGCUUCAAAGGAAUCUACAAAUCCUUUUGUGCGUCAACGCCCAUUAGCUUCCAGGUCAGCUGCUGGUGCCCCAAGUGCCGCACCCCCUCCCCCAUGGGCCAAGGCAUCAACAUCUUUUUCCAAAACAUCUCCCAGUAAGCAGGUGGAUGGGGAGAGUCAACCACUGUUGCAGCAGCAGCAGCAACAUCAACAGCAACAGAUGGUUCCUUUACAAGAUACUUACAUGCAGAGCAGAGCUGAAGCUCUUCAAAACGUAGAAUCCACCAUUCAUGAAUUGAGCAAUAUCUUCAACCAGCUGGCAACUCUGGUUUCUGAACAAGGAGAGAUUGCUAUCAGGAUCGACGAGAACAUGGAUGAUACUUUGGCAAAUGUGGAGGGGGCACAGGGUGCUCUGCUCAAGUAUCUAAACAGUAUAUCAUCUAAUAGGUGGUUGAUGAUCAAAAUUUUCUUUGUACUAAUAUUUUUCCUCAUGGUUUUCCUAUUUUUUGUGGCUUAAUCGUUGAAGAGAAGAGAGAUGUAAUUGGAAAAAAU